AUGAACCUGAUUCUGUCACUCCUGAUCCUGGUCUUCGGUAAGGAAGCUGCUGUGAUCCUCAUUGAACGCACACUUAAAGAACCGGUGAGGAGAACCAGGGCAGUGCAGUGGCUCGAGUUUGGCGACACUGUGAGAGACCCGGCAGCUGGCAGCAGGUGUCUGGUGGCUGGAUGGGGAGUAACUGAAAACAGCGAUGCAUCAGACGUCCUCAUGUCUGUCAAUGUGACUGUGGUGGACAGACAGAAGUGCAACUCUCGUGAUUAUUACAACCACGACCCUGUUAUCACCGAUGACAUGAUAUGUGCUGGUUCAGAUGGUACAAACGUCGCUGAUACCUGUCAGGGGGAUUCAGGAGGGCCGCUGUUGUGCGAUGCAGCGCUGGUUGGAGUCACUUCUUUUGGAGAGGAUUGUGGUGUCAUUAAUAAACCUGGAGUCUACUCGUUUGUCUCAGAGAGACAACUGUACUGGAUCAAAACUACGAUGAAGUUAUUCUAAAUGUCUUGAAACCACAGACAUCAGGCUGCAUGAUUUGAUUUCACAGGUGUCCAACUCCAGGCCUCGAGGGCCGGUGUCCUGCAGGUUUUAGAUGUCCUUGAUCCAUCACAGCUGAUUUAAAUGGCUAAAUGACCUCCUCAACAUGUCUUGAAGUUCUCCAGAGGCCUGGUAAUGAACUGGUCAUUUGAUUCAGGUGUGUUGACCCAGGGUGAGAUCUAAGACCUGCAGGGACACCAACCCUCGAGGCCGAGCUUGCUGCACUUUUUUUAUAGAUUCUGCACUUGGCUAGUCUGCUGCAUGAACUUAUGGCAGAUAAAGGUGGAACAAAAAUUAAUUGUACUGACCUCCUAACCACAGUUUAGGCCUACUGUAUACACAAUUGGAAACACUGUUUGGCAUUUUACCAUAUUUCACCAUAAAAACCGUACAGAAACAUGGUUAUAUCUAAUAAUCAUUUUUUCAAAUAAAUGAAAGAAUUCCCAAACAUAAGUGCUCCUGGCUCCAGUGAACGUAAAAUAUUAUUGUAUUAUAUCGUACUGUUUUAUUGUUGGUUCUACUUUACAAUAUAAAGCACCUUGAGGUGACUGUUGCUGUGAUUUGGCACUGUAUGAAUAAAAUUUAAUUUAAUUUAAUUGAAAUUGAAAUUAAAAAAGUGAGAUAUUCAGACUGUCAAACAGACAGAUUCAACACAUCUUAUACAACCAACUGAAACUGAAAAUGAGGCUUGUGGACAGGUUUAUUUGAAAAAGACAAAAAAGUUUACAUUCUUAUUUGUUCCAUUUCACAUUAUGACUGUGUGCUUGAUAUACUUGCUACUUUUUUUACUUUCUAAUAAAGCUGGAGGCAUGAGUAAAUAAAGACACGAUUCAUUCUC
Molecule: messenger RNA, 1369 nt
Organism: Oreochromis aureus
Lineage: Eukaryota; Metazoa; Chordata; Actinopteri; Cichliformes; Cichlidae
Product: granzyme A-like
Exons: 3
Coding region: 1-495 (164 amino acids)
Biological process (GO): proteolysis
Molecular function (GO): serine-type endopeptidase activity
Source: RefSeq, a predicted model, not a curated record